Messenger RNA from Limulus polyphemus (Atlantic horseshoe crab), 1006 nucleotides. RefSeq lists its product as uncharacterized. The record is from RefSeq and is a predicted model, not a curated record. The coding region runs from base 368 to 1006 and encodes 212 amino acids. The transcript is spliced from 2 exons. Lineage: Eukaryota; Metazoa; Arthropoda; Merostomata; Xiphosura; Limulidae.
UCUGGAAUACGAAUUGUAAUAAUAUUGAUGUAUUUAUAGUAUAAUUAAUAUGAUAUUAUAAGUUAUUAACCUUUUCCCAUUCAAUACAUUUGUAUUUGGGAUUCUGGCCUGAAUUAUUAUGAAUGCAAAGGACUAUAUGCAAAUAUAAAAAGAAAUCAAGUUUGUAUCCUUUCCUUACAGUUUCGUAUCCUUGGUCGGCACAAUUGUUACCUCUUAAACUUAGUAUAAAUAUCCACUUUACGAAAGUUGUAGGACAUUCAGUGAAUACUUGAAAUAAGUUUCAACAGGAAAACACCCAAAAGAUUUGUGAUCUCCGAGACUGAACUACACUCUUUGAGUCAACUCAAGUUACUCAAAACAUUUCGUCAUGAAUUGUUUCCAAGUGACUAUUAUAACUGUCUUUUUUACUACCUGUUGCUUAUGUGCAGCUUCCACGAAUGACGUUGAUCAUUCCAAAAAAUUGUCUACAGUUUCAGCUGUCCAGCCUAGGGCUUUCUUUUUUAAUUCCAUGUUAAAGAUGUUUGAAGAAGCAGAAUGGGAUGUUAUUUUUGUAAAAAUGUUAAAAAUUGCAAUAAACUAUUUUAUGGAUAAAGCGUUGACGAGGGUGUUCGGAACGUCUGGACGACAAGGAUCCUUUUCUGUAUCAAGUUGGCUGUUUCCUACUCCACUAUUAACCAAGGUCGUCCGACAACGUCGAACGGCCACAACAAAGGGAUUAAAAGACUUACCGACCGUUCAGAGGUCGCCAACUGACUCACAUUUAUUAUGGCCUGACAAGGAAAACGAGUUCUCUCAACUUGAAGUUAUAUGUAGCUUUGGUCAAUUACUGGCUCGCGUUCCUGUUUUAGAACAGCUUGCGAAAAUUUUCAUAGAAACAAAAGGAAGUAGAAAUGAACGGAAUGCCUUUGUUCGGGGAGCACAGAAAAAAGAUUGCAAAUUGCACUAUCCCAAGUGUCAGACGUUUAAAAAUUAUAAUAUUUACAAUAUACAAGAUGAUUGUUUCUGA